UGUGUGCUCUGCUGCAGCAGGAACACAUUCACUUUAAUCAGCUCCCCCACACACACACACACACACACACACCAGAGGACUGGCUCAAAGGCAGCCGGGCAGCAGGUAGGCCUACACGUGACACACAGAAGCUCUCUUCACCAUGGGCAACUUCGCUGCCAACGAGGGUCUCUCCAUCUUCGUCAUUCUGGUGUGGCUCGGCAUCAAUGCCUUCCUGUUCGUGGAUUUCUACAUGGCCUUCCUGGUGGACAAGUGGUUCUACACCAGAGUCCUGCUCGGGCAAGCUCUGUCCUGGGCCAGAGCGCCGGCUGCCUGCCUCAACUUCAACUGUAUGCUCAUCCUGCUGCCGGUCUGCAGAAACCUGCUCUCCUUCCUGCGCGGCACCAUCCAGUGCUGCAGCCGCACGGCCGCUCGACAACUCGAUCGAAACAUCACGUUUCACAAGCUGCUGGCUUACAUGAUCGCCUUCCACACAGCCGUGCACAUCAUCGCACACUUGUUUAACUUUGAGUACUUCAUGGACGCCCAGCUGAACCGUAACAGCAGCCACCUGCCCUUCAUCCUGUCUGAGAUCGGCAGCGGAGACAACGCGUCCUUCCUGAACCCCAUCAGGACCAACGAGACGAACCCUACCUUCGUCAUGUUCACCACCAUCGCCGGAGUGACGGGCGUGGCCAUCACACUGGCCCUCAUCCUCAUCAUCACCUCCUCCAUGGAGGUGAUCCGCAGGUCCUACUUCGAGGUCUUUUGGUACACGCACCACCUCUUCGUCGUCUUCUUCAUCGGACUGGUGUUCCACGGCUUCGGGCGGAUCGUACGAGGACAGACGGUCGCCAGCCUGGACACGAACCAGCCCAAGGAGUGUGCCGACCAGUUUGAAGACUGGGGCACUAACGGGUCCAACUGUGCCACACCGGUGUUUGCUGGAAACCCUCCGAUUACGUGGAAGUGGGUGGUGGGUCCCAUGUUCCUCUACCUGUGCGAGAGGCUCGUCCGCGUCUAUCGAUCCCACCAGAAAGUGGUCAUCACCAAGGUGGUGAUGCACCCCUCCAAGACUCUGGAGCUGCAGAUGAAGAGGAAAGGCUUCCACAUGGAGGUGGGUCAGUACGUCUUCAUCCAGUGUCCGUCCGUCUCCAGGCUGGAGUGGCACCCCUUCACCCUGACCUCCGCCCCCGAGGAGGACUACUUCAGCGCCCACAUCCGCAUCGUGGGGGACUGGACCCAGGCGCUGUACGAGGGCUGCGUGGGAGACAAAACCGAGCCUCAGGAGGCCUGGAAGCUGCCAAAGCUGGCCAUCGACGGGCCCUUUGGAACCGCCAGCGAGGACGUGUUCCGCUACGAGGUGGUGAUGCUGGUCGGAGCCGGAAUCGGCGUGACUCCUUUCGCCUCCAUCCUCAAGUCCGUGUGGUACAAACGCAUCCAGAACAACCAGGACGUCUUCACCAAGAAGAUCUACUUCUACUGGCUGUGCCCGGAGACGGAGGCCUUCGAGUGGUUUGCAGACCUGCUUCAGUCUCUGGAGGGUCAGAUGGCGGAGAAAGGUGUGACGGACUUCCUCAGCUACAACAUCUACCUCACCCGCUGGAAGGACACCGAGGCGGCUCACUUCCGGGUUCACCACGAGGCGGAGAACGAUCCAAUCACAGGGCUCAAGCAGAAGACGCUUUAUGGGAAACCCAACUGGGACAACGAGUUCACCAACAUCGCUUCAAAGCACCCGGGGACUAAAGUUGGGGUUUUCCUGUGCGGUCCUCCUCAGCUCGGGAAGUCUCUGGAGAAACAGAGUCUGUCUCACUCGGAGGGAGACGUCAAGUUCAUCUUCAACAAAGAGAACUUCUGAGAGGGACACACACACACACACACACACACACACACACACACACACACAGAGAGGAAACUUCCCAAGUACUGAGACUAACCCUUGAGUAUCCACGUCAUGUUUUUAUACUACGGUAUGUGUUUUCAAUGUAUUAGUAUGCCAGCGUAGUAACUGUGCGCUGGCAGCUCGUCUCUUUGCUUCUCACCACGGACGUUUUGCAAAGAUGCCGUUGUUGCUCUAAAAUGGAGGAAACAUCUCUGCGGUGUUCUCCACCUUCUCUUGUUCUCCUUUUUGUGUUCCAUCAACAAGUGAAAGUUUCAGAAGUCCUCUUCCUCUUUUCAUGUCGCUCAGAGGUAGACGAGGUCACGUAUAAAUAUCUGAGAUGCAGAAAUACUACACUGUAAUAAACUGCUACAUGGCCCUUGAGCAAGGCAACGCUUCUCCUGCAACGCUAAAAACAGGAAGUGAAGCAGCUCAUCGGUGCGUCCUGCUUUCAUGUUUAGCAGCUUUUCUGUUCUAGUCCGUUCCUUUAUAGAAUACUGUCGAUGAAGUUUUUAUACAUGUGUUUCUGUGUGGAAGCCUUCUGUUUCACUGUGUGAUACAUAUAUGAAUGUUUAUUUAAGUGUAGAAAGCAUGCCAUGCUCUGAGUAUCUGUCUUCUCAUCACGUCUGAGUGAAUCUUUUAUCGGACAAUAAACUUGAACUUUCAGGGGU
Messenger RNA from Anarrhichthys ocellatus (wolf-eel), 2532 nucleotides. It is a transcript of the gene cybb, whose product is annotated as cytochrome b-245, beta polypeptide (chronic granulomatous disease). The transcript has 14 exons. Gene Ontology annotation, molecular function: superoxide-generating NAD(P)H oxidase activity. Gene Ontology annotation, cellular component: NADPH oxidase complex; plasma membrane. Lineage: Eukaryota; Metazoa; Chordata; Actinopteri; Perciformes; Anarhichadidae. The record is from RefSeq and is a predicted model, not a curated record. The coding region runs from base 143 to 1840 and encodes 565 amino acids. Gene Ontology annotation, biological process: defense response; superoxide anion generation.